ACAGAGCAGACACUCACCUGGAGCUGGAUUGUCAGUGUUCCUGUUGAGACAGAAGCUACCAAAACAGUAUGAAGAGUCUGAAGGCAAAGUUCAAAAAGACUGAGAGUCAGGACUGGAGUAAGAGUGAUGAGAGGCUCCUUCAGGCUGUGGAGCAGAAUGAGCCUGACAAAGUCUCCGCUCUCAUCGUCAAAAAAGGCCUCUGUCCUACCAAGCUGGACGCUGAGGGCAAGUCAGCGUUCCACCUCUGUGUAUCUCGAGGUCGGCUAGACUGUCUGGAGGUCAUCGUCUCUCACGGAGCAGACGUCAAUGCCACUGAUGGCGCGGGCUUCAGCGCCCUUCACCUCGCAGCCAAAAACAGCGAACCAGAGUGUUUGAAGAGACUCUUACAGGAGAGAUUAGCAGUAGAUUGCACUGACAGCAUUGGUAGGACACCGCUCCAUCAUGCAGCGGUCAGUGGCUGCUUGUCCUGCUCGGAGACGCUGUGGGAUUUUAAAGCCAAUCUGGAUGUCCAGGAUGGGGACGGGGCCACACCUUUGAUCUUAGCAGCUCAGAUGAGCAGAGUGGAGCUGUGUGUCUUCCUGCUGGGUCGAGGUGCCGAUGCAAACAUACAAGACAACCAGGGAAGGUCUGCACUGAUGCUGGCGUGUGAGAGUGACAGCGUGGAGACUGUGGGAGCUCUACUAAGGGGCGGUGCCGACACACAGCUUGUUGACGCCCUCGGACACAAAGCAACUGACUACAGCAUAACCACGGGCAACCAACAUAUCAUGCAAUUAUUGCAAGAUGGACCACCUCCAGCUCCUGAGGGCGCAGGCGAGGAGCCCCCCCAAGUCCCCUCAGGCGCCUCAUCAGUGCAAGGGGGUACUACCCCCCGUAAACGGAAAGCUCCUCCACCACCCCGCUCUCCUUUGCAGGGAUUGCCCCCCUCUCCAAAGCCCCGGAGUCCUGCACCAGCUGCCCAGUCCCCUGAGCCCCAGUCUACUUCUCCCUCUCCCCAGCCUCCAGACACACAGCAGGUAGCUCAAGAUGAAGAGGUGUUUGAGGAGAUUCGACGGUUGCGUCUUGAGAGAGGCCGUCUGCUCCAGAAGAUCAAAGCCUUGGAGCAGCAGCAGCAGAGCGCCAUCUCUGCCUUGGAGGAGUUGUCCCAACUGAAGCUGCGUCUAGAGGAGGCAGAGGCAGAGAGAGACAAGCUGCUGGAGGAGCUGAAGGGAGGCCAUGGUAUUGGGGCUAGUGACUCUGAGGACAUGGAUGAAAUGUUGGACUUCCCAGAGAAGCUGCUCUCUAAGCGCUCCAGAGCCUCUCCUGCUCAGGAUGAGGCCACUUCUCAAGGAGACGCAGACUCGGCCAACCCUGUCCCCGGAGACCCGGGAACUGUUGCUGAGCUGCACAAACAAAUAGAGGAACUUACUUCACAGAACUCUGAACUAACUCUCAAGGUGCAGAUGCUGGAGAUGUUUGAGAAGGAUGACACAGACAUGCAGACCUCCAGCUCCGACUUUGUCCCCAUAGUUCAGUACGAGACCCUGAGGAAGGAGUUUGAAGCCCUGCAGGAGCGCCUCUCUCAGGCGCAGGCUUCUGACGAGGCCUCCAGCGUGGCAGAGGAGCGUGGUGAUGAGAAGUCACAGGAAGGAGGUGCGGAUGCAGAGAGUGUGACAUCUCUGAAGGAGAAGCUGCGAGUGCUAAAGGAGCAGUUGGCCUCCUCACAUUCUGAGCUGGAGGAGCUGAAGGAGCAGAUGCGCCUUGGGGUGCUUUCUGUAGAGUGUGUUGAAGGGGAUACUGCCACAGCAGGUGCAGGGGCUGCAGACGGGGGUCCGAGCCAGGAGGCACAGCAGCUGAGAGCGAGGGUGACGGAGCUAGAGGAGGAGCUAGCUAAGAGAAAGGGCGAGGCAGGCGGUCAGAGCAGCCAGGACAGUGACACAAUCAAACAGCUGACGGAGAAAGUAAAGGAGCUCCGUGCUGCUCUGUCCCACAGAGAGUCUGCGAAAGAAGAAGGCGAUAGAGAGGGUGGAGGAGCAGAGACAGAAACAGUGAAGCACCUCCGUGACAAAGUGGCUGAGUUGGAGGCAGCCCUGGCAGAGAGCAGGACAUCAGAGAAAGCUGGAGGAGCAGCAGGAGAUGGAGAUCAGGUCCGUCGUCUCCAGGAGCGUUUGGCAGAGUUAGAGGGGGAGCUGAGAAAGUGCGUGCCCCGCACAGAGUUGGAGGAGGUGCAGGUGACUCUGGGGCUCCAGUGUGAGCAGCUGGCCAGGGAGAGGGCAGACGUAGCUAGGAGGCUCAACGAUGCUCUCCUGGAUCUGGAGAGACUCAGGCCACCUCCACGCGUAGAUGAGGAAGAUGAAGAAGAAGAGGAGGAGCAUUCAGAGAGCUCAGAGCCAUCGGUGAGUGAUCAUGCCUCUGUCCAAUCAGUGCACUCCAGACGCACCAUGGCAGCAGUGAGAGAAGAGCUGGAGGUUGCAAGGCAGGAGGCAGCCCAGGCUCUGGACUGUCUGUGUGCGGAGCGGGAGGGCCGGGCACAGGACGCCCUGCAGCUGAAAGACGCAGUGCCACUCUCAAAGCAUAAGGAGGCGCUGUCUGCAGUGUCUGAACAGCUGGCUCAGACACUGCAGGAGCUCCAGGAGGAAAAGACCCUUCGCGGUCAGGCUGAGGAGCAGGCUGCCAAGCUAGAGGCCAAGCUGCAGGCCAUGCAGGAUGCCAUACCCAAAGUGGAGCAUGAGAAAGUCAAGGCAGAGCUCCAGCACACCCUGCAGGCCAGUGAGAGCACAGCAGCAGCAGCUCAGGAGGCUCUGAGUGAGAAGGAGAUGGAGCUGAGAGAGCUCAAGUCCCAAAAGGCUGCAGAACAGGGUCUGAUCUCCAAGGAGGACCACGAGGCCCUGCGGCUCUCUCUGCAGGCCGAGAUCAACGCCGCCACGGCCCGUUUCAACGAUCUCACUCGCAAGCAUGAGAAGACCUGCACUGAGGUGUUCCAGGUGCAGAGGGAGGCUCUCUUCAACAAGAGUGAGAGGCAGGUCGCAGAGUCCCAGCUUGCCACGGUGCAGCAACAGCUAGCUGAGCUACAGGCUCAAUCCAGCCACAUCCAGGAGCUCCACAAAGGCAUCCAGGAGUCCCAGGGCCUGGUCAAGGAGAAGGAUCGCAAGAUAACAGAGCUGUCCAAAGAGGUGUUUCGGCUAAAGGAGGCCCUGGGAGCUUUGUCACCUCCUCUGGGCAUCACCUCAUCUUCCUCCUCCUCAUCUACCCAUCAUGGUAACCCCGGGACGCAAAUGGCACUGCAGAACAGGAUUUCCAUACUCACCCAGCAGCUCCAGGACUGGGAGAGAAAACACAAACAGGUGGUGACUGUAUAUCGUUCGCAUUUACUGGCAGCUGUGCAGGGUCGUAUGGAUGAGGAGGUACAGAGUCUUCUUCUCCAGAUCCUGAGGAUGUCACAGUAGUAACCCUGAACCUUAAAACGUCUGCAAGUCUCUCUCCGCUCCCUUUACAGGUCAGCAUGAAGCAGUUCCGGCUCUGCAUCCUGUGGGACCUGCAUCAUAGAGACUUUGUCUAGAAAGCCAAAUUCAACUGAUUUGUGUUCAGACGUAGCUGCAUGUGUACAAUAUGGUAAUUAUACAACAGCCGCAAGGCUUGACUGAUAAGCAAACAGUGAAAAAGUAGAACUGUAGAGUGCCUUCAUGGCUGGAUAAGUUAAAUGACAGCAGCCUAUAAGUCAGGGGUUCAUGAAUGUGAACAGAGUGGUUAUCUAGGAGAUAGAAUCAGGUGCAUUGAUUGUGUGU
Messenger RNA from Centropristis striata (black sea bass), 3764 nucleotides. It is a transcript of the gene ankrd24, whose product is annotated as ankyrin repeat domain 24. The transcript has 23 exons. The coding region runs from base 69 to 3425 and encodes 1118 amino acids. Gene Ontology annotation, molecular function: actin binding. Lineage: Eukaryota; Metazoa; Chordata; Actinopteri; Perciformes; Serranidae. The record is from RefSeq and is a predicted model, not a curated record.